AUGGCAAUGCCUCAAGCACCUGCCAGAAUUAAAGAUAGUUGGCCCUGGAUGUGCAGGAAAGAUCUUGGUCUGAAUAGUCAACUCUUUUCGGAGCUGUUAGUUUCGGACCCCGACGAGUACCGGCGGCUUUUACGCGUCAGCGAGGAGCAGUUUCUACAGCUCCUGGCGUGCGUUGGGCCAAGAAUCGAGCGGCAAGACACAGUGAUGCGCCGUGCCAUUACGCCUGAAACAUGGCUGCAAGUCACGCUUCGAUACCUUGCGACCGGAGAGAGUCACCACUCCCUCAGCAGACAGUUCAGACUGGGCCACUCCAGCGUGAACGACCUCAUCGCAGAGACAUGCACAGCUCUCUAUGAAGAAUUAAAAAGCGACUGUUUGCAAACACCGAAGACUGAAGAUGAUUGGCAGGCUGUCAUAAAGGGAUUCAGAGAAAAUUGGCAAUAUCCAAAUUGUGUCGGGGCUAUGGACGGCAAACACGUGCGCAUCACAAAACCCCCAAAAUCGGGCUCUAUUUACUAUAACUAUUUAAAAACUUAUAGCAUCGUUUUGUUUGCUGUCGUCGACGCAAGUUACAGAUUCAUAUACAUUGAUGUCGGUGCGCCAGGCUCCAAAGGAGAUGCAGGUGUUUGGCAGACAACACCUUUGCAACGAGCCAUUUCAAACAACACAGUAAAUCUGCCAAAGGCGGUGAAAGUGGCUACUGCUCCGGACUUGCUCCUGCCGCCAGUCUUUGUAGCCGACGACGCAUUCCCCAUCGGCAAGAACAUAAUGAAGCCCUUUGGAGGCACCCCACUCUCGGAUGACCAGAAGGUAUUCAAUUACAGGUUGUCCCGAGCCCGACGCGUGGUUGAGAACGCUUUCGGAAUUAUGGCUAACCGUUUCCGCUGCCUGCAUACUGUUAUCGCUGCCACACCUGAAAGAACUGCUGCGAUUGUGAAGGCAACUUGUCUACUGCAUAACUUCUUGUGCAACGAUGCGGAAGCCACUACUGAAACAACCAGUCAAGGAAGAGGACAAUCUACUGGAACCUUCUUUGGGUUCCCUCCACCACGUGGGCGCCCAAAUCAGUUCGGUGCUGCUGUGCGUGACCAAAUGUGCACAUACUUCAAUGGCAGAGGUGCUGUGCCAUGGCAGCGAGAGGCGGCCUAUGUUGACAUGGACAUCGGCAGAGACAAACAAAAGAAGUCAAGGAAAGGACAUCCUAAUUAG
This is a messenger RNA of Ixodes scapularis (black-legged tick), 1209 nucleotides long. RefSeq names its product protein ALP1-like. The transcript has 4 exons. The coding region runs from base 1 to 1209 and encodes 402 amino acids. Lineage: Eukaryota; Metazoa; Arthropoda; Arachnida; Ixodida; Ixodidae. The record is from RefSeq and is a predicted model, not a curated record.